Messenger RNA from Aegilops tauschii subsp. strangulata, 2641 nucleotides. NCBI's taxonomy places the organism in Eukaryota, Viridiplantae, Streptophyta, Magnoliopsida, Poales, Poaceae. The record is from RefSeq and is a predicted model, not a curated record.
CAGUAUUCAGCUCGUAAUGUAGCAACCUUGGUCCUGGAUUCAGCUCGUAAUGUCCCACGAGCCAGCUCCUUAUUAGGCCGGAAUCUGGAACUGGUUACAUUUUGUACCAACUCGAGGCACAGGUACAAGAUCGACACAUUAGGCUGGCCUCUGUGACACAUAUAUUCCGGGGAGCAAUUAAUGCACCUGAGCAAUUAACUUGCUACUUCAAUAGUUUUUUAAGUUGUCAUGCAAUCACUAGUGUAUAAUUAGUUCGUCAUUUUACCUAACCAUGGUGUACUAAUCGGCUAUCUGCGUACAGUUUAUAUGCACCCCAAUUACAUCCAUCCAUUUCUAUUCGGCUAAUUGAAGCAUGCAUUUGCCUUAAAGUGCUAAUCAUGUAAUUUUUAACUUAUCGUGCCGCAAAUUGCCCCGACAAUCGCUCGAUAUGCAACACUGUAACCUUUUUUUCUUGAUUUGACCGGACAAUCCUUAUCGUCUCACCACCACGCGCACUCAAAUCAUUUACUGUUCUUCUCCCCCUCCCCACUUCUCACCUACCGGAAAUGCUCACCGCGGCGCUCAAGAUUAAAAUCUCCCGGGAUCCCACCGCCACCGCCGCCGGCACACAAUCAACACUUUGCGGCCACUUUCUCAAUAGCUCGGAUGCUUCCACCCCCCUUCGACCUGCCCCGGAUUGGUCAUUGUUAGGGCUAUGGCUAUGCGCAGCAAGCCGGGCGUAGAGCCACCCCCGCAAGACGUAAACAACCCAUUAUCUGAUCGAGUCGAAGAUCCUGCCAGGCACCCACUAGCCGAUGCAACUCUCACCUCUCGCAUAUCUAUCCAGAAGUUUUGCUGCGUUGUAUCACAAUUUAGUAACUUCAAGCGCGGUCUCGUGACUGGAUUCGGAGGGCUGAUGCAUUUAAAAAUCACACACAAGUUGAAUCUGAAAUUCAGCUCAUCAUUGAUGGUCAGAGUAGAUCCAGACGAAUGCGUAUUAGAACUUGAUCGAUCAAGGAAAAUACCAAUCACAGACCAAGAAAUAAACGAUGCAUUCGGUUUGCCACAAGGAAGUAGGAUCAUUCCUCCAGGCCAUUCAGAUCUAUCUGAAGUUUGCAUAGAGUUCAGCAGAUUGGCUUCAAGCAUUAGUACAAAAGGCGUGCAUAGUUUGAAGGCAGCUGAAUUUAUACUAUCAAAGCAACUUGCUGGUCUCACCACAUGCCGGUUGAUAGAUAGCAACCCAUCUGGCCAAAUAGUGAACCAUGACCGGCAUAGACGUGCAAGUAUGCUGCCAGACGAUCUUUCUGACAGUGAAGGAAGCUCCACUGGACAUAUCCACCAAGCUCGGAAAAGGGUAUAUGUAGAAAGCACUGACAACAUUCUAGACAACACACACAUCGGACAAAACAAGAAGCACCAAAACGACGAACAAGGCAGUUCUUUUCAGGAUGGCAACCACAUCCAUCUUUCUUUGUCACCGGCCACAUCAGCAUUGGGCACCAACUCAUCAAUUGACCUAAUUAGCCUUGUAUAUUAUCAUGAUCAACUGUUUUCCAGUCUUUUAAUGCUUUACGAAGAUCGGUCUGGAGUUGUGUUUUCACAGCUGACAGACAUGAGCCCACCAACCGCACAUUUACCCUGCAAAUAAUUUUUGUCGGACCCAUGGUCUUCUACUCCCUCGUCACCGUCUUACACGCCCGAUUCAAGCAAAAUCAUUGCCUUUUGCAUAUCAGAUGAUUAUGCUGACAACAUGUCUAGGACAUGGAUUGAUCACCCAAUGCCUAGUCUGUUACUAUUGCAGGGGAAUAUUAUACGUGACCAGAUCAUCGGCAAAGAGGCAACAAGCCAUGAAUGCAUGACCCUUAUUCUUCGCCGCUUAGCACAAAUCGAGCGGAAAAACUCAACAAAUGGAGAUGAUGCAAUUUCGCGAAAGUUCAUGGAACCAGACUUUACGACACUUGUCAUCCGCAACAUAGACCCCAUGUUUGUCGUUUCAGUCCAAACCGAACUCUUAAUGGAGAAACACAUCGACCAGUGCCGAAUGUUCAUUUUCCACACCACUCUUCAAUACGGCUGGUGCUGUUAUAUCUUAGAUAUGUUGAAGAAAAGGAUUGUCGUUCUCGACCCCCAAGCAGGCCCAUUUGGAUUUACGACCGAUCGAGUCAAAUUUCAUGAACAAGUCAGUCAUGCCCCAUGGGGCAUUCUUCAAAUGUGUAGAAUCUUUCUUCUCAAGUUGGCCCUGCACAUCUACUGGAUGGACAAGAGAGUUCCCUACAUUGAUGAUCGAAAAAAUCCCAAGUGAGCAGUUCGACAUCUAUUCGUUGUUCAUGGCAAGGUACUACGACGGCGAGUCACUACGGGUCCCGACCACGAAGGAAAACAUAUGUUUUUUUCGCCGGGCCAUCCUACAAGAUGUUAUGAAGCUUGAGAACAACAAAUCAGACGCACCAUACAUGGCAGUGGAGCACAUCAGAUCAUCUAUAAACAAUUUGUAGUUUGGUAGAUUUUUUUCAGUAACAAGAUGAGAAAUGUACCCUAGUCGGCUCAUUAGUAUUUUUCAUCAGGAGUUUGGUUUGCACAAACAUCCUUUGUAAUGUACCGUGAAUAAUUGUCAUGUGGCAUUAUAAUAUAUGCUAGCUAGACUAGGAUUUGUUUUCGUUUA